Messenger RNA from Penicillium canescens, 699 nucleotides. Its product is annotated as type 1 glutamine amidotransferase domain-containing protein. Gene Ontology annotation, molecular function: glyoxalase III activity. The record is from RefSeq and is a predicted model, not a curated record. The coding region runs from base 1 to 699 and encodes 232 amino acids. NCBI's taxonomy places the organism in Eukaryota, Fungi, Ascomycota, Eurotiomycetes, Eurotiales, Aspergillaceae. The transcript has 2 exons.
AUGUCUCAAAGACCUAAGUUUCUCUUCGUCCUCUCGUCCCAAGCAAUUUUGCCUAGUCGAGGAACCCCUACUGGCUGGUAUCUGCCGGAGCUUGUUCAUCCUUACAACAAGCUGGCCCCGCAUUUCGACAUCGUCGUUGCGUCUCCAGCUGGCGGGGAGGCGCCGUUGGAUCCUUACUCCAUUGAAGUCACUAAAGAUGACCUCGAAUGCCAGGCAUUCUUAAGAGAGAAUGACAAUGUCUGGAAAAGAACGGAAAAGUUGUCUUCAUUGCUGGGAAGAUCGGCUGAGUUUUCUGGGAUCUUUUACGUGGGUGGUCAUGGCCCGAUGUUUGACCUCGCAACCGACUUUGUCUCUCAGUCUUUGAUUCGGGAGUUCUAUGAGUCCCGCAAAGUUGUCUCAGCCGUGUGCCAUGGCCCAGCUGCUCUCGUGAAUGUCAAGCUGUCCGAUGGAACGUAUCUUGUUUCCAACCAGGUGGUGACUGGCCUUUCCGAUGCAGAGGAAGAAUUUAUGCAAUUCACCAAAGAUAUGCCGUUCCUUCUGGAAUCAGAGCUACGAAACCGUGGCGCACAGUAUGAGAGUGCUGAUGGGUUAUUCGGUGUGAAAGUGGUCGUGAGCGGCAAAGGGGGAAAGUUGAUAACGGGUCAAAAUCCACCGAGUGCAGCAGUGAUUGGUGACACCUUACUGAGGGUUAUGAUGUGA